This is a messenger RNA of Aedes aegypti (yellow fever mosquito), 1799 nucleotides long. RefSeq names its product putative fatty acyl-CoA reductase CG8306. Gene Ontology annotation, biological process: long-chain fatty-acyl-CoA metabolic process. The record is from RefSeq and is a predicted model, not a curated record. Bases 155 to 1687 code for a protein of 510 amino acids. The transcript is spliced from 11 exons. Lineage: Eukaryota; Metazoa; Arthropoda; Insecta; Diptera; Culicidae. Gene Ontology annotation, cellular component: peroxisome. Gene Ontology annotation, molecular function: alcohol-forming very long-chain fatty acyl-CoA reductase (NADP+) activity.
AUGAUGGGAAAACAGCUUCUCGGCAAGUGAUGCUAGUUCAGUCUGUGUAUGGCCAUUACCGGAGCUGCCACGUCCUGAGAAGAGCACACGAGGAUCAAUUGUUUUUUAAGUGUACUUUGAGCAGCAGCUUAACCGAGGAUUUAAAAGUGCAAUCAUGAAGGAAUCAGAAGUUCAAAAUUUUUAUAAGAAUAAGAAUGUGUUCAUUACUGGUGGAACCGGUUUCCUGGGAAUUGCUAUUGUGGAAAAAAUUCUACGGUCAUGCCCUGAGGUUGGUGGAAUCUACUUGUUGAUGAGACCCAAGAAGGGAAAGCAAAUUGAAGAACGCCUGAAAGAGCUUACCGACAAUGCCGUUUUUGAAACGCUACUUCAACAAUCGUCACCUGAUAUAUUCCGUAAGUUGCACGCUAUCGCCGGAGACGUCGGAGAGGAAAACCUGGGUAUAUCUCCAGAAAACCGUGCCUUUUUGGCUCAGACGAUCGAUGUGGUGAUCCAUUCUGCAGCUACCUUGGAUUUCCAAGCUACGCUGAGGCCCACGGUACAGAUUAAUCUGCUAGGAACGCGAAGGGUAAUGCAACUGUGCCGUGAAAUGCAACAUUUGAAGUGUAUGGUGCAUGUGUCUAGCGCUUAUGUUAACUCGUACCUCAAGGAAGCGGAUGAAAAACUGUAUCCUGUUCAUGAAGAUGCCGAGAAAAUAAUCGACUUGGUGAACUCGUUGAAAGACGAUGCCCUGGAACAAUUGACUGACAAAUUGUUGAAGGAUCAUCCCAACACGUACACGUUCACGAAACAUUUAGCGGAGCAUGAAGUUAACAAAUGUGCUGCCAUUUUUCCAUGUGGUAUUGUUCGGCCCAGUAUGAUUACUGGAGCAUGGAAAGAACCCGUACCCGGGUGGACAAUCUCGAAGAACGGCCCUCAAGGAUUUCUGAUGGGAGCAUCCAAGGGAGUGAUUCGUCGUUUACCCGUGGGGACUGAACUCAUAUAUGAUUACAUCCCAGUCGACACAGUUGUCAAUCAAAUACUCGUCACAGCAUUCCACAUCCAUCGAAACAGUUUCAAAGAGCUGUCAAUCUUCCACUGUACUUCAAGCACGUGUAAUCCCUUCCGAUGGGAUAGUGUGAAGGACCAGGUGAAUGAUUACUUACAUAAAUAUCCGCUAAAGUCAGCCGUUUGGUACCCGCACCUCAAAUUCCUUCCUAGUUUGUGGUUGUACAAACUGUCUGCAAUUAUCGUCCAUUUUAUGCCUGCCUAUUGUCUCGAUUUCAUUACAAGAAUCUUCGGUGGACGUCCGAUAUUGGUGCGGUUACACACAAAUGUUUGGGAAUCCUUGAACAGACUGGAAAAGUUCAUAUUCAGUGAAUGGAGAUUCAACAAUUCCCGGACGCUCGAUGUCAGCCGGCAACUGAACCCGGUGGACCGAGAAAUGUUUAAAAUCGACAUUUCCGACUUGAAAUGGCCGGAAUACUUUGUUUGGUUGGCACAAGGAGUCAGGCGCUAUCUGAACAACGAGCAUCCAAAAACUUUGGAAGCAGCUCGCAAGAAGGACAAAGUGUUGUUCUUUGUUCACAUUGUAUUUCAAGUACUGUUUCUCGCAUUGUUCUGGGUGUUGACAGCUAAGCUCACGGGCAUGUCGCUCAUUGGCUGCAUAUUUGUGGUACCAGUUGUGUAUUUCCUGCUCAGUCUUCUGUAAAGACACGUUGUUUUAAGGAAUGAACAUGUGUUUAAGAGGUUAAGGUUGUUUGUUGGUUACUAACCGGAAAGCAUUUUGGUAAAUCAAACUAUUGUGUGGUAAACGGAAAAAA